Tarenaya hassleriana is the source of this 713-nucleotide messenger RNA. RefSeq lists its product as uncharacterized. The transcript is spliced from 2 exons. NCBI's taxonomy places the organism in Eukaryota, Viridiplantae, Streptophyta, Magnoliopsida, Brassicales, Cleomaceae. The record is from RefSeq and is a predicted model, not a curated record. Bases 41 to 532 code for a protein of 163 amino acids.
ACUAAAAGAAAAAGAAGAUAACGCAGUUUGGUUCGUGAAUAUGGGGGGAUCGACCAUGAACGGGUCGGAGGUAGGGGCGGGUGGGUCAAGGCCGGUGGCUAUGGCCAAGACGUCGAACCUGAACCCGAGCGCACCCGAAUGGAGACCCAAUGGCUACGACGACAACGAGGACCUUCGUUCUCUCUUCGUCACUUUCUCCAAUGGUUAUCCCCUCAACGAAGGCCAGAUCUCGACUUUCUUCACUAGGAAAUACGGGGCGUGUGUGGAGAGGGUGUACGUGCACAGGACGAGGACGGUGGAAGGGGGAAGACGCAAGAAGCCGCCUCUGUUCGGGAAAGUGACCUUCAAAUGGCCGUUCAUGGUGCAAAUGGUGAUGAGUGGUGAGGACAAGGUCUGCUUCCGCAUCGACGGUCGUCCUCUCUGGUGCAAAUCCUUCGACCCCUCCCGCCUCCACCACUCCUCCUCCUCCCCCUCCUCCGGGGAACUUCACGGCGGCUCUUCUGAUAUCUCCCCCGCCGCCGCCGAGGAGUAGCCGUUCUGGUCGGGAUCCUCUGUUCAUGUCGGAACCCGACGGAUCUUUGCUCUUUGGAUGUUUGGGGUGGUUGUUGUCUUUGGUGUAUUUCUGUCUUUUGUUGGGACUUGUUCGGCAUUUGAUAUGGGCCCAUCUAAUUGGUGGAUUUGUGGAUUCUUUGUUUGUAGAAUUGGAGAGCCCA